CUAAUAGAUAGUAGCAGUAACAGGUAGGUACUUACCCCCAAUAGCCGUGGUAGCACCCUCUUCAUCCCGUUGAUACAUCUUUACCUACCUACGGCAGUCGUAACACGACUAUAUCAACCCUAAAUCAUCUUUGGAUCUAACUGAUACUACGACUUAAUUCAAAUUUAUUUUCUUAUUAAUCCUUUCAUCGAUUCACAAAUCAACUCCAUAUCUUACGAACCACCCUUAGGAACUUAUUUAUUCACAAUUAAUCUAGGUACCUACGUCUAGUUAAGUAGAAAGUUAUACACAUCCUCGUGACUUUAUUCUAGCCAAUAUGUCGAUCCCAUCUGGCGAUCUUCUCAAUGAUCGAUUCUUCAAAUUCGUUGUCGGUCCAGAUCGAAAAGAAUUCGUCGUCCAUGCGGAUGUCUUCGCCAAGCUUUCCAAACCCCUAGAUGCCUUAAUCAAUGGCAUAUUCUCCGAGGCUGCAGAGAAGCGUACGGUCUGGGACGAAGUAGCUGAGACGACCUUUGACCGACUUAGACAGUUCGCCUAUUGUGGCGACUAUGAAUGCGUUGCGCCCAAGUUCUCAACCAACAAAGCGAAGCCUAGUAGCGAAGCUCAACCGGAACCUACCAUGCAACAAGAAGCUGCUACUAUGACACAAGACAUCACCAGCCUAUCAAAUACUAGAAGGCUCCAAUGGACCUUACCAUACUCCAUUCACGAUAUGUAUAAAGAAAAGAUAUCCCAUCCUGUUACUGCAAUGGCACUCUUUCUUCCCGAGUAUCGUGUUCAGGAAAUCGGACUCCACGACGGAAGGCUAGCGACGAUAAUUGCUUUAAUAAAUCGGUACGCUGAGCUCGGCUUCGGUUCUACGUGGAACCAAAGGCUCAAGACCGAUGUCAUCGGGACCGAAUCAUGCGAAAACCUCAGAGACAUCUUUUUUUGUCAUGCAGACCUUCAUAUGUUAGCGGAAAAGUAUUGUAUCGACGAACUGUCACGAAUUACGACGGUCAAACUCGGCAAGCUCUUACAUACCCACGUCUGGACCCUAGAAUCGGCACGCCAUUUUGCUGAACUUGUACCGUACGUCUUCGGUAACACACUACCUAAAGAUCCAAUACGAGAGACGCUCAUAUAUUACGCGGCCAUCGUCAUCGAUGACGUUUACGAAGAGGAGAAUUUCGCUAAAAUGCUCAUUGACGUCCCUGAGUUUUCACGGGCCAUAAUCCAAACGAUUGUGAAAAAUCGCAUAGGUAGGGACGUGCUCAAGGGCGUGCUCAAGGACAUACCCAGGGACUAAUCGGAGAGUACAAUACCCAUAGUGGAUGAUGGAAGCGAAGGAUUUUAGAAGUUAGUAUUGAUUCAAGCGAGUAUAUGUCGUUCAGGUGUAGAUCACGGUAUUUGGACCGAAUAAAUAAAAGUUAGGAUCCACCAAAACC
Annulohypoxylon truncatum is the source of this 1424-nucleotide messenger RNA. RefSeq lists its product as uncharacterized. Bases 317 to 1285 code for a protein of 322 amino acids. NCBI's taxonomy places the organism in Eukaryota, Fungi, Ascomycota, Sordariomycetes, Xylariales, Hypoxylaceae. The record is from RefSeq and is a predicted model, not a curated record. The transcript is spliced from 2 exons.